Molecule: messenger RNA, 1276 nt
Organism: Syzygium oleosum
Lineage: Eukaryota; Viridiplantae; Streptophyta; Magnoliopsida; Myrtales; Myrtaceae
Product: E3 ubiquitin-protein ligase BOI
Exons: 4
Coding region: 160-1161 (333 amino acids)
Molecular function (GO): ubiquitin-protein transferase activity
Source: RefSeq, a predicted model, not a curated record
UCCCUUCGUUUCCUUCUCCGCGCUCUCCUCUCGCAGACUCCGCCGAUCGCUCCUCCUCCUCCCGCCGCCGCCGCAGGUUCCUCCGGAUCCCGCCCCCCCCGCCGCCCCUCCCUCCCUCCGGAUUGGUUCCGCGAUUCGAUCGGCGCUUCCUCAGGAAAAAUGUUCGGAGGCGAUCCCAACAAUUGUGGAUUUCCUGUGUUCCUUGGAGAUAAUGGGUUCCAAUAUGAUACUAAUGCAUUGCCUCAGCUGCAGUUAUUUGGAGAUUAUCCAGUUGGAAAUAGUAUUGGUCCCUUAAACUACACCAGAAAGGAUCACACUACCAAUAUGGACCGAUCAGCUAAAAGAUUUAGGGAAGCUGAAUCUUUUUCUAGAGAGCAAAAGCAUCCGCUAACCCUCAGUGAUAAAAUCUAUCCAGAUGAGGCAGGUCAUUCUGGGAGCAUUUUCAAUCCCAAUCCUGUGUCAACUGGUUUGAAACUUUCAUAUGAAGAGGAUGAACAUAACUCCUCUGUAACAUCUGCAAGUGAAAGCAUGACAGCUGCACUGCCUCUGAUUCUGUCGCUUGGCGAUAAUUUCAAGACGGAGUUUGAUCGACAGAAAGAAGAAUUUGAUCACUAUAUCAGAAUACAGGAAGAAAACAUUACGAAGGGUGUAAGAGAACUACGGCAAAGACAUACAGCUGCUUUUCUGAGUGCUGUAGAGAAAGGAGUGGGCAAGAAGUUACACGAGAAGGACCUUGAACUAGAAAACAUGAACCGCAAGAACAAGGAACUAGAGGAAAGAAUUAAGCAGGUGACGGCAGAAGUUCAAUCCUGGCACUACCGAGCUAAAUACAACGAGUCUGUUGUGAAUGUACUGAAGAGCAAUUUACAGCAAGUCAUGGCACAAGGCGCUAUGCAAGGGAAGGAAGGCUGCGGGGACAGUGAGGUAGAUGAUGCAGCCUCUUACACGAACCAGAACCAUCUCAGCUUCGUGGACGGUUUUGGGACAUCAGGGGUCAAGAGGAACCAGAUGACCUGCAAAUCGUGUAAGACUAAAGAAGUCUCCAUCUUGAUAUUGCCUUGCAAACAUUUGUGUCUAUGUAAAGAUUGUGCAGCGUUUAUUGAUGUGUGCCCCCUCUGCAAUAUGAUGAGAACUGGCCUAGUUCAAGUGUACAUGUGUUGAGAUUUUCCCGUGGUCUGUGCAAGGCAUAGAUAAGCACUUGCAGUUGUCAAAAUGAUGAUGUUUGCUGGGUGAAUUAUUAUGAUAUGUGAAGUGGAUUGCCCCUCUUUAUAAUCAA